Molecule: messenger RNA, 1757 nt
Organism: Corticium candelabrum
Lineage: Eukaryota; Metazoa; Porifera; Homoscleromorpha; Homosclerophorida; Plakinidae
Exons: 1
Coding region: 102-1757 (551 amino acids)
Molecular function (GO): nucleic acid binding; zinc ion binding
Source: RefSeq, a predicted model, not a curated record
UCAUUCGCCAGGCGUUACUACGGCUCGCUGUCACACGCGCCAGGUGUUAGCACGCAAGUGGAUUUGUAAGUACUGUACGUUAUCGUUUCUUUCGUGAUUGUAUGGCUCAACAACAGGAGGAGGGACAGCAAGCAGUCCAGCAGGCUCAGCUCCUACAACGUGUAGUAUCUGUUCCAGAGAAAUUUGAGGAUGGAGAUGUUGAGAUGUGGGUGGAGCGUUUCGAUCUUACUGCGACGGCAAAUGGUUGGGACGCUGACAUGAAACUACGGUUGUUACCGACUCUUCUGAAGGGAAGGGCGUAUGCUGUCUAUCGACAGAUGACGGCGGAGCAGAAAGGAAACUAUGCGGAGCUUACGACCCAUCUCAAGCGCGUGUUUUCGCCUACUACGAUUGAGAGUCGUCGUCUCGCACGUCGACAAUUUAUGUCUCGCUGUUGGAAGUCGUCUGAGGCACUGGAGGUGUAUGCGCAAGAUUUGGAGACUCUUUUGACGAAGGCGAUGCCGAAUUUGGCAGCAGAGCUGCGUGACCAGCAGUUGAUGGAUCGCUUCGUCGAAGGUUUGAUCGACAACGCACCGUCCGUUGCCGGUGAGUUGGACCUACACCCUGAGGCGAGUUUUCAGGCGGCGGUGAUCAGAGCACGCGAAUUGAUGUUGUUAGAGCGGAGGAAACUCGGAAAGCGGACGGAUGGUCAAGUUCGAGCGAUUGCAGAUCAUGCGAGUAUUGAUGUGAGCUUGGCGGAACGGCUGGAUCGGAUUGAGCAAGCGUUGCAGUCGGUGAGUGUAGUCGGUGCGUCCGUCACUCCAGAUUCCAAGCGUGUAGUUCCCAUGCGGCAGCAGCAACAAAAGGCGGGACGUCGCUGUUUUGCUUGUGGUGACGAAGGACAUCUCCGCAGCAAUUGUAAACAAGUUACAAUCGGACCAUGUUUUGUUUGCAAUGAGACUGGGCACUUAGCUCGUGAUUGCCCUCAACGGAUGCAGCAAUCAGCAGCAGGACGAAGAUUCACGUUGCCUCAUCAAUCAGAGGGUAGAAGUCAGUCUACAGCAGUAGGUGUUGUGAGAGGGCGUGGUCAACGUAGUCAAGUGAAUGUUGUUGCAGGUGUAACGGAGACGUCAUUGAUGCUCAAUCUUGAGCUAAACCACAACAAUGCUUCUUGCUUAGUAGACACAGGAGCAGUAGUCUCUAUUGUUCCUGACCACAUGGUAGACCAAACAGCAACGUCAUCUUUUCCUUCAGGUCAAGAACUCAAGUUGACAACAGUAACAGGAGAUCCAUUGGAAGUGAUUGGACAAGUGAGCAUAGAGGUGAAAAUAGGCCACUGGCAUACCAUGCACAAGUUUGUUGUGGUACAAUUUGACACUUGUCCCAUAAUUGGGUCAGAUUUUCUGCUAGACCAUGGAAUGAUCCUGGAUUUGGCUCAAAAACGCUUAGAGUGGAGCGGAGGUGUAGCUGAGCUUUCCACACCACUACGACGAUCAAAAUUUAGUGUGGUGCUGGAUGAACACUUGGAGGGAGCAGGAGAACGAAUAAUUGCUAAAGCUAAAGUUGUUCAUGAAGGAACUGGCAGUGUAGAGCCUGGAACUUGGCUAAUGGAGCCAGAUACCCUAUUUAUUGAGAGAACAGGAGUACAUGUUGCUCGAGGUUUAGUAGAAGUGAAGCAACAGGGUGAUGAAACCAUACCAGUUGAACUAUUAAUCCUGGAUGGCCCAAGACGAUUGUGGAAGGGCACAAGGCAGGCGAACUGUGCGAUGUUGAUGUGA